GUAGACCUUACACACAUGAAGAUUUCUCUAUCUCCUCACCACUUUUAAGCGGGAAGCGAUCUGACAACUAACGCGAACGUCGUACCUAAUACUGUCAACAAUUCCUAUCCCCCCGCCAUGGAUCUCUUAAUCUGAAGGCUCGAGCUGGGGAAAAGUGGAGAAACAAAGAAAAACUGAAAAAGGAAAAUAAAAAAAGAAAUAUCUGUAGAGUAUGGAUCGGAUGCUGAAAGCUGCAAGAUCUUCAGGUUCUCUUAAUCUAUCAAAUCGCUCGCUCAGGGAGGUUCCUGAUGAGGUUUAUCAAAUUCUAGAUGCAGUAAGGGAAGAUGAAAAGUGGUGGGAGGCUGCUGAGAUGCAAAAGCUGAUCUUGGCCCACAACAAUAUUGAAGUAUUGAAAGAAGAUGUAAAAAAUUUAUCCAUGUUAUCUGUCUUAAAUAUCAGUCACAACAGGCUUUCUCACCUUCCAGCUGCUAUAGGAGAUCUUCCCAUGCUGAAGUCACUAGAUGUAUCAUUUAAUUCAAUACUCUGUAUUCCUGAAGAGAUUGGUUCAGCAACUGCUCUUGUCAAACUUGAUUAUUCAAACAAUUUACUUAAAGACCUCCCAAACUCCCUUGGAAGCUGCUUGGAUUUGUCAGAACUUAAGGCAUCCAACAAUAGUAUAACCAGAUUGCCAGAAGAUUUAGUGAACUGCUCAAAAUUGAUGAAACUGGACAUGGAGGGAAACAAGCUAGCAGCAAUACCUGAGAAUCUUCUCUCAUCAUGGACCAUUCUUUCAGAAUUGAAUGCUUCAAAAAAUUUGCUUACCAGUAUCCCAGAGAGUAUUGGAACCCUUUCACGACUUAUCCGCCUUGACUUUCAUCAGAAUAGAAUUUCAUCAAUUCCGUCAUCAAUCAUGGGUUGCUGUUCCCUCAAAGAGUUUUAUAUGGGAAACAAUAUGCUGUCUUCAUUACCAGCUGAGAUAGGGGCACUUUCCCUCUUAGGAACAUUGGAUCUCCACUCCAAUCAGCUGAAAGAGUAUCCUGUGGAGGCAUGCAAAUUGCGUUUGUCAGUCCUGGAUUUGUCAAAUAAUGCAUUAUCUGGACUGCCACCUCAGAUUGGCACAAUGACGACCCUCAGAAAACUUCUUCUCACUGGCAACCCCUUGCGAACUCUUCGCAGCUCAUUGGUGUCUGGACCUACACCCACUUUACUGAAGUAUCUUAGAACCAGACUCCCUGAUGCUGAAGGGCCUGAAUCUGCAACUUCUCCUAUGAAAGAAGAUCAAAUUGCCAUUGCAACUCGAGAAGCUCUCUCUUCAAAGGAACUUUCUUUAGGUGGCUUGGCCCUGACUGCUAUACCUUCAGCAGUAUGGGAAUCAGGUGAAAUUUUGAAAGUUGAUCUUUCUAGGAACUCUAUUCAGGAGAUUCCAAAUGAGUUGUCAUUGUGUACUUCCCUCGAGUCGCUGAAUGGGAAGCUUUCUGAUGAAUGUAUUGACUAUUUGAAAGUAGGGAUGCUUAUCAGCAUUACUUUUGAACAAUGUUGCAUGGACUCUAUCUCCCAAGCGGAUGCAUCUGUCUUGGAUACACAUUGGGUUCUAAUUUUGACGAACAACAAGAUAAAAGAAUGGCCUGGUGCAGUUAUACAAUCACUUUCUAAUCUAUCAUGUCUGAAGUUGAACAAUAAUCUUCUGCAGCAGAUUCCAUCAGAUGGAUUUCGAGACCUCUCAAAGCUCAAGAUUCUAGAUUUGAGUGGUAAUGCAGCUUCGUUCAAAGAACACCCACCACUUUCUAGCUUGCAACAAUUGCAGGAGCUUUAUCUGAGGCGGAUGCAGUUACAUGAAGUCCCAUUAGAUAUAAUGAGCUUAGAACAGCUACGGAUUCUUGACUUGGGCCAAAAUUCUCUUCAAACCAUUCCUGAGGGAUUCAAGAACCUUACUUCACUGGUGGAGCUUGACCUGUCUGACAACAAUAUUACGACACUUCCUCCUGAGUUGGGUUUACUUGAAACCAGCCUACAGGCGUUGAGGCUUGAUGGAAAUCCACUGAGAAGCAUCCGACGGGCUAUUUUGGAUCGAGGAACCAAAGUUGUUUUGAAAUAUUUGAAGGACAAAAUUCCAGAGCAGUAAUGCAGUUUUAAUCUUGCUCCAUUGAGAGGAGUGAUUUUUCACAUGGUUAUCAAGGACAUUGGUUGUGAAAGAAAAGCUUGAGGAUCUCUAUUUAAUAGGGUGAAUGUUGAAGCAGUUGAGCAAUUGAUAUGAAAAGUUGGAGAAGGAUGAAUCAAGUUAAGUGGGUUUGUUGUAAUAAUUUUUCUGUUUAUUUUUUUUCUUGCUUUAUUUAAAGAUUGUUGUUUAUCAGUGCAUGGGUUGAUGAUGGGAAAAAAUGUGGUGCUGAUAUUUUAUUGCAGUCAUUGUGUGAAAGCUUGAUUUGAGAGAUGAUGCAUUAUUAUUAUCAAUUGGAUGCAACAAUUUUUAGGUUCAUAAACUUGGAUUAUGGUUUCUCGUUCUUUGUAUGGAUUUAUCUAUAUUGGACAUAUGCUUCAAAUUUCCUCCU
This is a messenger RNA of Nelumbo nucifera (sacred lotus), 2525 nucleotides long. RefSeq names its product Leucine-rich repeat (LRR) family protein. Lineage: Eukaryota; Viridiplantae; Streptophyta; Magnoliopsida; Proteales; Nelumbonaceae. Gene Ontology annotation, molecular function: protein binding. The record is from RefSeq and is a predicted model, not a curated record. Gene Ontology annotation, cellular component: cytoplasm.